Molecule: messenger RNA, 558 nt
Organism: Procambarus clarkii (red swamp crayfish)
Lineage: Eukaryota; Metazoa; Arthropoda; Malacostraca; Decapoda; Cambaridae
Source: RefSeq, a predicted model, not a curated record
AUGGAGCUUAGCUUGGGUCUGGCGACCCGUCGCCCGUCGACCCGUCGCCCGUCGCCCGUCGCCCCGUCGCCCGUCGCCCGUCGCCCCGUCGCCCGUCGACCCGUCACCCGUCGACCCGUCGCCCGUCGACCCGUCGCCCGUCGCCCCGUCGACCCGUCGACCCGUCGCCCGUCGCCCGUCGACCCGUCGCCCCGUCGACCCGUCGCCCGUCGCCCCGUCGCCCGUCGCCCCGUCGACCCGUCGACCCGUCGCCCGUCGCCCGUCGACCCGUCGCCCGUCGCCCCGUCGCCCGUCGCCCCGUCGCCCGUCGACCCGUCGCCCGUCGCCCCGUCGCCCGUCGACCCGUCGCCCGUCGCCCGUCGCCCCGUCGCCCGUCGACCCAUCGCCCGUCGACCCAUCGCCCGUCGCCCCGUCGACCCGUCGACCCGUCGCCCCGUCACCCGUCGCCCCGUCGCCCGUCGCCCCGUCGCCCGUCUUAAACAGAAACACAAGUGUUGUUUAACCAGAACAAUUGUUCGGGGGUUUUUCUGUACAUUCCUCGAGCCGUUUGUCUGCUGA